AUGAGGUUCCUCUACUUCUUUUCAACUCUUGCCCUCGCAGGCAUUGCGGCUAGACCAUUGCUAAAUACAGGUGAAUGUAGUGUUCAAGCUCUUAAUGGAGUUAAUAGAAUAUCUGCUACAUUUCGCUGCCAAGUCGCUGCUAUUGGCGCCUAUUUGUCCGAAAAGAUGGAAACGAUCAAACUUGUGCGAGCUCCUGAUACUCAUAUGUUAGGUUGUAUUGCUUAUUCCGUUCACGAUCAUAUGCAUUUGAAAAAUACUGGUAUAAUUGUACGUCGUGGUGAGUGCUCGUUUCAACAAAAAUUAGCUCAUGUAGCUGCUACGGGUGCUACUUUAAUGAUACUCAUAAACUCAGAUAAUACUCUGAUUUCUCUUAGUAGUCUAGAAUACGAGAAAAUGAACGCUGCUGCUCUGUCCAUAGCGCAUAACGAUGGAGAGAUGCUCGUUUCAAUGAUUACUGACCAAAAUGACGUUGAACUGAAGGUUGAGAAAAUGAGUUUUAUGAUGCAAGCACGUAUAAGACUUCGGUAUCUGAUGGAUAUUAAUGCUCCUGUUGUGUAUGUCGGCGAAUUUUACAAUGUUAUCGAGCAUUUCGAGCCUGUUGUGGGGACUUUAGAUGAUCUAUUGGCUUUGAUAGCAGCAGAGGAAUACAAAUUUCGAAAAGCUUUUCAAAGCAAUGUGUCAUUGACGGAAGUGAGAGAUUUCUUUUCGUCAAGUGCACAAUAUCUUUCAAAGUGGACAUUUGCGAAUGAAGCAACUCUUUAUGCUACUAUUGCAGCUGCAGUCCUCCAAAUCCAGCUUUGGAAUGAAAACUCAAUACCUAGAAGUCACAGAAAUCGUUCGCAUUUGCUUACAGCAGCUCAAUCGCUUAUGGAAUCUGGAUAUUAUUCACAUGGCGCUUCCCUGCUUCGACAAUUCGUAAAUCCUAUAGAAACUCAAACUGAUUUAUCAGUGCUGUGUUUGUUUUUGUUCCUCAAGUUUCUGCAAGGAGACUUAAUUACGGCAUUCUCUGAUGCAUCACUUUGCAAGAAUCUUAACAUUGAUCCUGGGAUAUCAAGUCUUCGAGUGGCACAAAAUACAUUUAAUCGAUUGAUUCAAUUGAAGAGAUCAAAUCAUGACAAGAUGUGCUUGAAAUUCUUGACAAGACCUGAUAAUGAUACAAAUAUAGCGCUAAUAUGCUGCGAUGCGGAAGACCCAGCACGUGCUAACACUGGAUUAAUAUCGCACCAAUUUAGUAGUCCAUUUACAAACGAACUUUUUCAUUCAUCCGUUUUAAUGGGUGUUUUCUUGGAUGAGUUGGGUUCGUUUCAACAAUCAUUGUCAUUUUUUAAAAUUGCCGCACGAAUUUGUCAAAUUCAUGAAAUUACGCUUGAGCUUCGACAACUUCUAGCAAUACCAAUUGUGUUUUCUUCGCAAGCUAAAAUGAACAACUUUUUCAUGAAUCUGCUAACUAAAGUACACACUUUCUCUCAUAAUCUUUUGCGAGAGCAAAAUACAAGAGAAAUGAUGGUCUCAUCAGUAGAUGAAGAUAUUUUUCGAGUCAUUAAGACGUACUCAAGGGUACGACCGGAAUAUGCUGCGUACCUAGAUUACACGAUUACACCUUCUACCAUGUUCAUCGGCUACCAGGGUCAAGACGUUUUGCCCUUACAAAAGGCUAUCUACAAACUACGUUCGAUCGCUUAUCCAAGUCUUUUGUCUUCAUUCGAUCCGCAUAAGAACAAUCUUGUAAGAUCGGAUUAUGAUCCUAAGCGGAGACGAGUUGCAUUUAUCUCUUCAUGGUUUCGAAGUCAUUCAGUUGGCAAAUUAUUGCUUGGCGUCAUCCAAAAUUUAGAUCGAAGCAAGUUUCAAAUUUUUAUCUAUCAUUGCGUACACUUUCUAUACGAUGCGGACGACAUGACAGCUGCAUUUAAUCGUGCGGCUGAUAUCUUUGAGAACUUACCUAGUCGUCAAGAUGCAGCAGUACAACUGCUUCGUCAAGCACAACUUGAUAUUGUAAUCUUUCCGGAAUUGGGCAUGGACGAAUGGACAGUUUUGCUGUCGCAUCAUCGAGUGGCUCCUAUUCAGUGCGUUUUCUGGGGACAUCCAAUUACAACCGGCAAUCCGCACAUCGACUACUUUAUUUCAUCAGAGCAUUUUGUCUCCAGGAAAUUUGACGAUCCAAUUGAGAAGACAACGAGCAACCAAUUGUCAGAAUACCGUCGAGCAGCUUUCUCAGAGCAGAUUGUGCUAUUUCGUGGCCUCGGCACGAUCUUUACAAAGCCUAAAUCACUUACAUUAGAAGCAAAUGCAAUAUCUCGGUCCCGGUUAUUCUUACCCACAAAUCGUCGACUUUAUGUGUGUCCGCAGACACUGAUGAAGCUUCAUCCUGCGUUCGAUGAAGCGUUGGACCGAAUACUAAAUCGCGAUCACAAGGCAACGAUUGUCUUAAUAGCGUCCGAGACGCAAUUUGUUUGGAUGGAGCAGUUGCGCCGACGAUUUCGACAGCGUUUUGGUCGGAACCACCGGCGAGUAUUGUUUCUACGUACAUUACCAUUUGACGACUAUCAAGCGUUAUUAACACAUGCAGACGUUGUAUUAGACCCGUUUCCAUUUGGAGGUGGUGUCACAACGCUGGAUGUAUUGCAUUUGGGCAUACCUGUGGUAACGCUACCAACUGCCCAAAGCAUCGUCCAUCUUGCUGCUGGGUUCUUACGCUACAUGAAUGCAUCUGAUUGUAUUGCGCAUUCACUAGAUGAAUACGUUCAGCUGGCUGUACACUUUGCAACGGAUCAUCAAGAGAUUCGACAGAGGUUAUUGCGCCAUCGCAGUGACAUUUAUCAAGAUGAUAGCACUAUUGAAGAUUGGAACAAAUUCUUAGCUACAGUUGCACCCAGGAUCGUUUAA
Plasmopara halstedii is the source of this 2883-nucleotide messenger RNA. RefSeq names its product O-linked N-acetylglucosamine transferase OGT. The transcript is spliced from 7 exons. The record is from RefSeq and is a predicted model, not a curated record. Bases 1 to 2883 code for a protein of 960 amino acids. NCBI's taxonomy places the organism in Eukaryota, Oomycota, Peronosporomycetes, Peronosporales, Peronosporaceae.